UCCCGAGUGGGACGGCACCGCCGGCGGGAGCCGCGGAGGAGAGGGGGAAGGAGGCAGGAGGAGGGGAAGGACACUGCAGCCUGCCUGAAUAAUUGAUAGUGGGAGGAGAGGGGAGCGCGGGCGGGAGCAGCUGGACGCUUGGGUCUCCAUCCGCUCGCCAGCCGAGGAUGAGAAAGGCCGGCGCAGACAGUCUGAUGAGGUAGAGCACUGCAUCAGUGACAUACUUGACUCUCCUACGCCAGACUCACCAACUGUACUUAACACUGCUGUUCACCACAAGCCUGCAGACUUGUUUGAAAUGAUUGAAAAAAUGCAGGGCAGUCGUCUUGAUGAGCAAAGAUGUUCACUUCCAGCUCCACUCAAGAGGGAAGAGGAGUAUAUUCCAUACCCCAGCAUCCACGAGGUGUUACGGAAAGGUUGGCCAUACCCCCUUAUUAUCUUACCCCAGUUUGGGGGUUACUGGAUUGAAGGGACCACCCACAGUUUCUCCAGCUUGACCCAGGCUCCGUCUGAUCUGCCAUCCCCUUGCAGUGGUAAAGUGAAGUUGGAGUGUGACCCCACAGCGAAGCUGUAUCGCAAAUACUUCCUUGGGAAGGAGCACCAGAACUUUUACUCCAAUGACACAGCCUUGGGCUACCUAAUCCUUUCUGUGAAGUAUGAGCAGAUUGAGAAGCAGGACAAUCUACGCCUAUUGCUAAGGACUCGAACUGGCACCAAACAUGACUUAAUCCCCAUUUCCUGCCUCAAUGAGUUUCCCAAUGCUGUUCAGAUGGCAAAGCUACUCUGUGAGGAUGUGAAUGUUGACCGAUUCUUCCCUGUUCUCUACCCCAAGGCUUCACAGCUCAUUGUUGCAUUCGAUGAACAUGUUAUCAGCAAUAACUUCAAAUUUGGGGUCAUAUACCAGAAGCCUGGCCAGACCACCGAGGAAGAGGUCUUCAGUAACACUGAGGAGAGUCUGGGCUUCUUGGAGUUCCUGGAGUUCCUUGGAGACAGGAUCCAACUGCAGGAUUUUCGUGGGUUCCGGGGAGGUUUGGAUGUCACUAGGGGUCAAACAGGCACUGAAUCAGUCUAUACAAAUUUCCGAGGCAAGGAGAUCAUGUUCCAUGUGUCUACGAAGCUGCCCUUCACAGAGGGAGAUGCUCAGCAGCUACAGCGGAAGCGUCACAUUGGGAACGACAUUGUAGCCAUCAUUUUCCAGGAUGAAAACACACCCUUUGUUCCUGACAUGAUUGCUUCUAAUUUCCUACAUGCCUAUGUGGUGGUACAGCUUACAUAUGAUGCCAGCAGGGAAACCUUAUACAAGGUUUCAGUUACUGCCCGAGAUGAUGUCCCCUUCUUUGGGCCCCCUCUGCCAAACCCAGCCUUGUUUAAAAAGAGUGCAGAAUUCCACGAAUUCCUCUUGGCUAAACUCAUCAAUGCUGAGUACAGCUGCUACAGAGCUGAGAAGUUUGCCAAACUAGAGGAGCGCACCCGCAGUGCCCUCUUGGAGAGUCUCUUUGAGGAGCUGCAGCUUCGCAGCCGCAACAUGAUGGGCCUGACCUCUGGGGAGGAUGACAAGAUGGAAAAUGGAAGUGGUGGCUUCUUUGAGAACUUCAAGCGGGUGAUCCGGGGCCGCAGCCAGAGCCUGGAUACUAUGGGUAUGGCCAUGAGGAAACAACAGCAGCCAGCAACCCCACCAAACCGCCCGGGUACAGCUGGCCUUGCCCUCAACCAGAGUGUCGCCGAGGGCCCCAAGGCUAUUGCUGCGUCUUUUGCCCUACCUGGAAGGAGUCCAUCACGUACCCGAGGCAGCCGUUUCCACAGUCGACGCAGCAGUGCUAUUGGCAUUGAGAACAUCCAGGAGGAGAAGAGUAAGGAUGUUGCUGAGGGGAUCCAGAAGGUGGUUGAUAGUCCAGGACCUUUACUUGACCUGAAGUCUGAUGGAUCCUCCAGUCCCAGUUCCCCAGAAUUCCCAAAUAGGAAGAGCAAAACCCUCUCCAAUCAAAGCUCAGGAUAUUGUGUGAUGCAGCCACUCUCGCGCUCCUCUUCCAAUGUGAGCAGCUGUUGUAGUGGAGUGAGGGAAAAUGAAACAUCUGAGGAAGAGGAGAACGAGACGGAGCUGAUGUGCUCUGUCUCGGGCCCUCAGAAGCGGGAUUCCUUGGUUCAGAGUGUGUGGCUGGAUGACAUUGUCUGUACACCCAGCAGUGGCAGUUCACCAGAAAGAAGACCUGCUGAGCAGAGAUGCAAAAGGACAUCUUUGCAUAUAUACUUGCUAAACCAGAUUCAACGAUGGGAUGGAGGUGUAAAUAAAAAGCAGGAGAACCUGGACAAAAACCCAGUAAAAGGAGAUGAUAUGGAGAGUCUUAACAAGGUAGUAAGAGAGAAAUUAUCAGGGCAAUUAGCUACUCAUCUAAGAUCUAAUACAAGAAGUAUGGGCCAGGGAGGAGUGUGGUGUGGCUUGGAUCCAUGGGCUGUUCUCUUAAACAUCCUCUCGUGUGAUGAUCAUACUGCCUAAAGCCAUUCAAGGCAUCAAAGCCUGAUAGGAUGAUGUGUACAAGUUGCCAGUAAGAAAGAGAGGACAAGGGUCAACACUGAUGCAAAGAGAGAGAAGGGAUACAGAGUAGGAGCAAUGGAACAUGGAGAGGAAACCUGGAAACCUCAGGCACUUGACUGAGUCAGAGCAAACUUGUUUUUCACAUACUACUAUGUACCCAGAUUGAGCAAAGAUAUGUUUUAUUCCUUUUUUUCCUUGUCCUGAUUACCUUUUCCUCAAAGCAAACCUUAGGAAAACGUUUUUGAGAAUCUCCAGGCUUCUGGAGUUUGUUGACCAUAGAAUCCUAAUGGACUCUAUGAUGUCAUCAUGCCUAAUGAUCUGAGUGACAUCACAGUGGUAAACAAGAGAUCAGAAAAAGAAGGAAGAAAAAGUCUGCGGGAGAAUUUGAGUCUGCUGACAGGAAGAUACUCUUUUCUAGAGAAGGUAGGGGGGUUUUAGAUGUAAUGUGGUCAAGCCAGAGAGUAAAUGAAUAUAAGAAAUGGGCUUUUUGAAUGGAAUGGAAUGUAAAGAAAAAAAUUAGGGAUGGACUGUUUCUUUAUUUAAAUUUACACGUGUACUAAAAAGACACCUAUCCAUAUACUCUCGGCACGAUUGAUUUAAGGUAAAACUUAAUUAAAAAGGUUUGAAUGCAGUAUUACAACUUAAUAUUCCUAGACUACAGAGAUGGACUAAUGGAUACAUAUUUGGGGCGCAGCUGUACAUGCAUUAAUAUGCCUUUUCUAAUUAGCAUUAAAUUUAGUACCUCUGAUGUGAGGUACUAAAUUAACGUGCAUUAUGCUGUGCUAAUGCACAGUAGUG
Molecule: messenger RNA, 3331 nt
Organism: Gavialis gangeticus (Gharial)
Lineage: Eukaryota; Metazoa; Chordata; Crocodylia; Gavialidae
Product: rap1 GTPase-activating protein 1-like
Exons: 22
Coding region: 299-2494 (731 amino acids)
Biological process (GO): activation of GTPase activity; regulation of small GTPase mediated signal transduction
Cellular component (GO): cytoplasm
Molecular function (GO): GTPase activator activity
Source: RefSeq, a predicted model, not a curated record